This is a messenger RNA of Magnolia sinica, 784 nucleotides long. RefSeq names its product pathogenesis-related protein PRB1-3-like. The transcript has a single exon. Gene Ontology annotation, cellular component: extracellular region. The coding region runs from base 153 to 665 and encodes 170 amino acids. Lineage: Eukaryota; Viridiplantae; Streptophyta; Magnoliopsida; Magnoliales; Magnoliaceae. The record is from RefSeq and is a predicted model, not a curated record.
UCUCUCUCUCUCUAAACAAAUACACAUUUUUCUAAUACCCAUUUGGCAUUCCAUCUCUAUAUAAGCCCUUCUUAACUACUUGAGAUUUCCAUCCCUCUUAGAUUUUUUUCAAAGAAAAACCAACUUCUCAUUCCAUUCCAUCUCCAUCAUCAAUGUCUACUACUACCAAGUCUCUUCCAUGUCUGCUCUUAGCUACAUGCAUCCUCUUCUCUCUGCUCCUCCCCACCAUGGCCAUGACAGCAAAACCAAUGUCCAAUAUUGAGCAAUUUCUCAUCCCACAUAACAUGGUUAGAGCACGACAAGGCCUUCCUCCGCUCAAAUGGAGUUUCUAUCUCGCAAACUUUGCAAAAUCGUAUGCUAAGCAAAGGAGAGGCGACUGUGCAUUGAUUCAUUCGAGCGGGGACUUGGGAGAGAACAUCUUCUGGGGGAAAGGAAAGCAAUGGACACCAUCUGAUGCAGUCGCUGCAUGGGCUGCCGAGAAGUCCUUCUACAGUUACCAGUCCAAUACAUGCUUGCAAAACAAGGACUGCUUGCACUACACACAGAUGGUCUGGAGGGCCACCACAAUGGUUGGUUGUGCGCGGAUCGAAUGUAGGAGUGGAGAUACAUUCAUUACAUGCAAUUACUAUCCUCAUGGGAAUGUCAUAGGUCAAAGGCCAUACUGAGGAAGCGUUUUUUUUUUCCUUCUUCUUUUGAAUUAGGGGAUGUCGUUUCUGUUGAUGUUUGGAUGCUCUGUAAAUCGAAUUUGGUGUUUGGUUUUCAAUGGAGAAUCUUUGUUUAUCUU